AUGGAAGAGGAGGGCUACCUAACGAGGAUCUUCUCGAAUGCGUUUGUAGCGUUUGUGCCCAGGUUUGAGGUUGAAGGCUUGAUCCGUGCGAGGGAUUUGGGGCUGGUUGACCCAAAGUCUGGGUGCAAUGCCAAGGAU
This is a messenger RNA of Tuber aestivum (summer truffle), 138 nucleotides long. The record is from the annotation of a GenBank genome assembly. NCBI's taxonomy places the organism in Eukaryota, Fungi, Ascomycota, Pezizomycetes, Pezizales, Tuberaceae.